Vitrella brassicaformis is the source of this 2043-nucleotide messenger RNA. NCBI's taxonomy places the organism in Eukaryota, Vitrellaceae. The record is from the annotation of a GenBank genome assembly.
GUUCCCAUGGAGGCAGAAAGGUCGCCGGUUGGUCAGCUUUCAGCUGAGGCUGCCCGUGUCCCCGAGGCUGCCGAGCUCAUCAGCCAGAUCAGAGGAUACUAUGACAGCAAGUGAGCAGGCAGGAGAGGAAAGCAGCACAACACGCACUUGUGCCGUGCUUUUGCUUUGAAGAUACUGGCAUCAGCUGACGGAUGCAUUGUUCGAGUACCUGCAAAUGCCUCAAGUGGCCGGCGAUGCUGCUGCACUGCUCGAGUUCCACCACAACUUCGUCAGGAGCGUCGAGAAACGCAUCAACCCGUUGCGUAUGGUCCAGCUGCUGAAGAUUGUCUGCGCCAACCAAGGUGAGCAUCGGACGCGACUGCGAACAUCGCUAAUUCGUGUAUGCAUUGUGUGGCACAAAAGAUGCGGACAGGGCGCUGGCAAUUCUCGAACCUUACGAAGAGGUCCUGAAGAACCAACCCGAAUCCAACGCUGCACAAAUGCUGUGGAGCUGCCUGAAGGUGACAUCAGACACAGGGGCCAAGCCGACUCACGAGUGGCAGUUGGCCCCAAUGUGUACACCACUUGUGUACAGGUUCAUCACAUGGUUGCGAAGGGCGAGUACAUGGAAUGCCGGGAUCGCCUGGAGGUGCUUCAGCAGCAGCUGGAGGACACGCACGGUGUAGAUGUUGCUGUUUCAGCCGCAUACCACGGGGCAUGGGCCGAUCUGCACAAAGUUAGCAUGACAUCUGAGUACUGUGCAGACGCUUGAGUGCAUGCAUCUGUCGCGCCUUCCUCUUCAGGCUAUGGGACGGCCCGAGUUGUAUUAUGCGAGCUGUCUCCUCUGGCUUGCGUACACUCCUAUCCGUACACGCCCACACAUAGAAUCUCACUGAUCUUGAGUGAGUGCGUGCUUUUCCCUCAGAGAACAUCCCCGAAGGAGACCGUCCAAAGAUCGCAUGUGACAUAUCGGUGAGGAUGAGUCAUUUGCAGAUCCUGACCAUCUCUCACUACCUGACCUUUUCUGACCUAUUCUCAGAUUGCGGCACUCCAGGCCUCUGACAUGUUCAACUUCGGCGAGCUGGUGGCACAGUUGGCCAACACUUCGCAACCACGUCCCAGCAGAAUGUUUGGGUAUUCGAUAUACUGUCUUUUACCUGCUCAGGUCAAUCAACCUCUCGUGCAGUCACUUAAGGGCACACCGGAGUACUCGUGGGUGUCUGACAUGCUCGCGGCUUUCAACGAAGGACAGCUCGACCUCUACGACAAGGCGGUGCAGCAGCACGCGUCGACAAUCCAGAACUCCGAGCUCAAGGACGUCCUGAACACGACCAUGCGACAAAAAAUCACACUGCUUGGUACUCACUACGAAACAGAUGGUCGUCACGGCAUCUGCUCGGCUGUGGGACCUGUCAGCCCUCAUGGAGCUUGCAUUCCGUAAGCCGAAGCUGCAACGCAAGCUCGAUUUCGGUGAAAUCGCUGCGCACUGCCGCGUACCCGUCAACGAGGUCCGUACCACGCCCCUGCUUGAGCACCCGUCAGAGUGGUAGUUACCCAUGACUGUCUCCGUGUAGGUAGAGUUCCUUGUAAUGAAGGCCAUGGCCAACAACCUCAUGCGGGGCGCCAUCGACGAGGUGAGUGAGGGAUAAACUAUGGGCGAAAUCCUUCACAGUAAGACGUGUCUCCUUCAGGUCGACAAGGUUGUGCGCGUGACCUGGGUUCGCCCUCGCAUUCUCGAUAAGGCCAGGUGAUGAUCCCCGGGCAGCAAAGCAGAUGACAUUGAAUGUGGCCUGGCUGCUCCUUUAGGUUGGCGCUGAUGCGGGAGCGCAUUUCGUCGUGGGCUCAAUCUGCCAGGGGUCUCCUCAUCAACUUAGAGGAAGUGACGCCUGAGCUUCUCGUAUCAUAGUAUCCACGUGCAGGAUCUGUGAUGUCGGGGUGUGGACAGACUCUACACACACGAUUUAUCACAUCUCAUGCAGUAUGAACAGAGGAAGUGCAUGCAUGGAAAGCGCCAUACACAAUCUGCAGACACGAAACGAUAUUGAUGAAGGCCUACCAUCAGAA